Molecule: messenger RNA, 3422 nt
Organism: Arabidopsis thaliana (thale cress)
Lineage: Eukaryota; Viridiplantae; Streptophyta; Magnoliopsida; Brassicales; Brassicaceae
Gene: SIEL
Product: ARM repeat superfamily protein
Exons: 7
Coding region: 97-2097 (666 amino acids)
Cellular component (GO): nucleus; endosome; cell cortex
Source: RefSeq, marked reviewed
UUUUGUUUGACUUCGAUAAAGAACACCGAAUUUUUAAAAUAAAUAUCUUUUGUCACCAUAUAAUAACAGUUCAGAGUUUCUCACUUCUUCUUCUUCAUGACUUCAUCAAUGGAGGAAGACGACUCGAUUUCUCCUGAAUCAAUCUCUCUCGACACUCUAGCUUCUAUUAGGUCACUCAUUAUCAACGCCGACACUUCCGACUCGGUGAUUUCCUCGGUGUUCGAUUUCCUUACUGGUCUUCUGAGCCGAGGGAACUCGGCGAUUCUUCACCAUGUCCUCAAGCUACUCUCCGACCUUGCUUUCCGGCGAAAGGAAUUAGCACCACAAAUCUUCGAUUCAAUCCUGUCCAACUUACUCCGCCUUCAUAACACCGUCGCUGAGGCGAGCCACGAACGCGCCGCCGUGGAAUCGCUUGCGGUGCUUGCGUCAUUAUCCGAACGAACCCCUAGCAUCGCCGCCGCGCUUUCCAAAAUCGACGACGAGGUAUUUGCGUCGAUUUGCCUCGGAGCACCUAUAUCUUCUCGGCUGUGGCUACUUAGGAACGCGGAUAGGUUCAAUGUUCCGUCGUCUGUACUAUUCACCUUGUUUUUAGGGUUUAGUAAGGAUCCGUAUCCAUAUAUCAGAAAAGUAGCUCUCGAUGGACUGAUUAAUAUAUGUAACGCUGGUGACUUCAAUCACACUCAUGCCGUAGAAGGUUGCUAUACUCGUGCUGUUGAGCUUCUAAGCGAUGCUGAAGAUAGCGUCAGAUCUUCUGCAGUUCGUGCCGUCAGUGUGUGGGGCAAAGUGAUGAUAGCAUCCAAGGAAGAAGAGAUGAACAGAAGGGAUUGUACAGAUGCUGUUUUUCUCCAGCUUUGUUCUGUAGUGAGAGAUAUGAGUGUAGACGUGAGGGUUGAGGUCUUCAAGGCAUUUGGGAUAAUAGGAACUGCAUCAGAAAGCAUUAUAUUGCAAACACUUUCUAAAAAAGUAUUGGGAGCUGGAAAAGGGAAGAAACCGCAGAAUCUUCUUUCUAAUGGAUCAGCUGAUGUCAGUUCUGCAGCUGGAGUUUACAUCCAUGGUUUUGAAGAUGAAUUCUACGAGGUACGGGAAGCUGCGGUUGACUCCUUCCACUCCCUCUCAGUAAAUUCUAUCAAAUUCCCAGAUGAAGCUGUGUAUUUAUUGAUGGAUAUGCUAUACGAUGAUUAUAUGGUUGUGAGGUUGAAAGCUUUAAAGGCAUUGCAUCAUAUAGCAGACUUGGGGAACCUGAAGAUACAGGAAACUUAUAUGCCUGCCUUUUUGGAUGCUAUUGUUGAUACUUCUGAAAACAUAAGAGUUGAGGCUAGAAACAUUCUUAAAUUGGCAAAGCUGCCUGAUCUGAAGCUGGUCAACAAAUGUAUUGACGGUGUCCUGAAAAGUUUAGAGAUGUAUCCACAGGACGAACCUGAUAUCUUGUCUGCUCUGUUCCAUUUCGGACAAAACCACACAAAUUUCUUAGUCAGUAUGGUCAAGAGAUUUAGUGAAAAGUUAGGGACAGCUUCUGGAAGUAAAGCGGAAUUCAAUAGCCGGCAGUUAUCUGCUUCUCUGACGCUGAUAAUCUCAGCCCCUCUCUCAAACAAACAAAGCAUCACUUCGAUACCACCUCUGGCAUUUUCAUAUUCACUUGCAAUGCUGGGGAAAUUCUCUAGUGGACUUCAUGAUAUGAUGGACCAGGAUAUGCUUCUGGCUUACUUGACUCAUUGCGCUAUUCUUUCUUCUUCUUCUGGGACAGAAUUCAACAAAGGAGAUGUAUUUUUUCAUGCAUAUAGAGACAGUAAUGCAGAUCUUGCGGGAAACCCCGUCCUACUACCAGGUAAAGAUAUACCUGCUGAGAGCAAAUACAUGGCUUGCAAAGCAGAACUGGAAAUUGGAAAUCAAGCACUUAAGUUUGUUAACCAUAUACUGUUGAAAAUAAAGGCUGCCUGGCUGUUAUCACAAUCAGGGUGCUCGAAAGAAGCACUCCGAGCAUUGAGGUUUUAUAGCUUACAAUCUAUUGAUUUCCCAGCCUCUGUAUUACUGUUUCAUGUGUACUCUAAACUAAUGUGUUUCUUGUCAUCCUGUCCAGGGCUUGCAAACAGGAGUUAGCAACUUUGACAGCCGAUUCUUCAAUCUCCAAAGGUACAUUGGACUUUAUUUGUCAGUACGUUCACGUUAUAGAACUUCUCGUUCAAGUAUGGCCUCAUUUUAAUUACUCAAGACACAUCAGCACGUGUAGUUCUGUAGAAGUGGAACUACUGAUGGAAGAGGUAGAGAUAAAACUCAUGGAGAUAAGGUGUAGAUUCACAGGCCUGUCUACGGAGGAGUCAUUAGUAUUGGAGCUAGUAAUUUUUGGUUGCUUGUUAAGGCUAUAUAAAUUUGAGAUUUGCUGCCGCCUUAGCUGCAUGGAGAAGCUAUCUUCAACAAUAUCUCAAUUAGAGCUCCACCAUGAACAACAAUGCACCAAACCAUCAGAUUUUCUAACUGAAACUAAGAAGUCAUUGGAAGAGUUUGGGAGCUCUGACGAUAUAAAUAGCUGUAGACUGCUUGAUCUCAUCAAGAUAUUCAAAUGCUUCUCUCCGGAACAGUUUACGUUUUCUGUUAAUCUGCAGUGUGUCAGUGCAGAGGUAGAGGUUCCUGGUAAUGGUCCUUACAGUCCGAUUUCCUUUGUGCCUGGUCUCCCGGUGGCUAUACCGUGUGAGAUCACACUGCUUAAUGUGCCAAGAGAUACCUGUUUAUGGCUGAGAAUAUCAAGAAACGAUGAAACUUGCCAAUUUGUGUACUUGGAUCCAAACCUCUACAAUGGAAAUGGGAGAGAGAAGAGGUUCAUGUUUACUGCAGUAACGUACAUGACCCCAAGGGCUGUUGUGUUCACAUUGCGGGUCUCAAUAGGCAUUGAGUGUUUGUUUGAAGACAUUUGUUACAGAAAACAGCGUCAUGGUCCCAAGCAUCCAGUGGCCUAUCUGUGUAAGGAAAGAGAAAUUCACCUUUCUCUUGUUUCAAGAACCUAAAAUGUCAGUAAACGUACUAUGUGAGGUAUUCUUCACAUUAAUGAGUCUCCAGAGAGAACCCGUCAUGGCUUUAAAAGAGCUGGUAAUUUGGCUAAACGACUAAGAGGGUUGACAUGGGAUGUGCGAUGCUGCCGAACAUAGAGUUUGGAAGAAGAUUUAAAGUGUUACUACUUUUGUAGCUACUCAUUGAGACAAGUUUUUGCGAAAAUGCAAAGGCCAAUGCCAGUAACCAAAAACAAUAUAUACAACUUUGUUGUGAUAUGAAUAUGGGCGAUUUUCCAGAGCCAUAAAAUCAGUUGGGGAUAUGAAUAUGGGCGAUUUUUUUGUUGUGAGCUUGUCAAUAUAUACAAGUUUGUACAGUUUUAAAUAACAGUGACUCAAUAAAAAAAUUAGAAUACAUAUCUACGAGUUUUUGUUAUUGAA